AUGCCCUCGAGGUCCGCCUCGGACAUCAUCCCGAGGGUGGACGGGGAGUCGUCGUCUGGCGCCGGCCACGGGUGCCUGCACGACGUCGUGUACCCGCCGGACUGGCGCCCGAACCCGAAGGCGCGCGCGUACGACCCGUCGAACCCCGCGAAGCAUUACAAGUUCGAGCUCGACACGUUCCAGAGAAAGUCCGUGGAGGUGAUGGAGAUGGGCGAGAGCGUGAUGGUCGCCGCGCACACGUCCGCGGGGAAGACCGUCGUCGCGGAGUACGCGAUCGCGAUGGCGCUGCGGGAUCGCCAGAGGGUCGUGUACACGUCCCCGCUCAAGGCGCUGUCGAAUCAGAAAUUUCGAGAACUCCGCGACGAGUUCGCGGACGUGGGGCUGAUGACCGGGGACACGACGAUCAACACGGACGCGUCUUGCCUCGUGAUGACGACCGAGGUUCUGCGGUCGAUGCUGUACAAGGGCGGCGAGGUCAUGCGCGAGGUGGGGUGGGUGAUCUUCGACGAGAUUCAUUACAUGCGCGAUCCAGAGCGAGGAGUCGUCUGGGAAGAAACCAUCGCGAUGCUGCCGUCCGCGGUGCGAUACGCGUUCCUGUCCGCGACGAUCCCGAACGCGCGGGAGUUCGCGGAGUGGAUCGUGAAGACGCACGCGCACCCGUGUCACCUGGUGUACACGGACUUUCGACCGACGCCGUUGGAGCAUUACGUGCACCCGUCCGGCGGGGACGGCGUUUACCUGUGCUACGACCGCGAUAACAAGUUCCGCGCGGAUAACUUCGUGAAGGCGAUCAACGCGGUCGCGCCCAAGGAGGACGGGUACGCCGCGGGGAGGACCGCGCAUAACAAGGCGAACGCCGGCGACGGUAGCGGCGGCGGCGGCGGCGGCGGCGGGAACAACGGUAAGGCUGGCGGCGAGGACACCGCCGCGAACAGGGACAUCCACAAGAUCAUCCGGAUGGUCGUCGAGAAGAACUACGACCCGUGCAUCGUGUUCUCGUUCAGCAAACGAGAGUGCCAGAGCAUGGCCGAGUCGCUGCACAAGUUAGACCUGUGCGACGAGAACGAGAAGGACGUCAUCGACACGGUGUACUGGUCCGGUCUGGACGCGCUGAAGGACGAGGACAAGCGCCUGCCGCAGGUGCAGAACUUGCUUCCUCUGCUGAAGCGAGGCAUCGGCGUGCAUCACAGCGGGAUGUUACCCAUCCUGAAAGAGACCGUCGAGUUGCUAUUCCAAGAAGGCUUUCUCAAGGUGUUGAUCGCCACGGAGACGAUGAGCACGGGGCUGAACAUGCCCGCGCGGUGCGUCGUGUUCACGUCCCCGCGGAAGUACGACGGCGCGGGAUAUCGGUGGAUCACCAGCGGGGAGUACGUGCAGAUGAGCGGACGCGCGGGGCGCCGCGGCCUCGACGACCGCGGGCUCGUCGUGCUCAUGAUGGACGAGCGGAUGGACCCCGCGGUCGCGAAGGAUAUGCUGCACGGUCGGUCUGACCCGCUGAACAGCGCGUUUCACGUGACGUACGGCUCGAUGAUCAACAUGAUGCGGAUGGAGGGCGCGGAGAACGUGGAGAAUUUGAUCUCCAAGUCGUUCGCGCAGUUUCAGAACGACCGGAAGGUGCCGGAGCUCGAGGCGAAAGCCGCCGCGCUCGCGGUCGAGCGCGACGCGGUCGCGAUCGAGGACGGCGACGCCGUCGCGGAGUACGUCAACCUCGCGGACACGCUGUCCGUGUUGCGUGCCGAGCGGAGGGACGUUCUGAACCUCCCCGCGCACUGCGUGCCGUUUCUUCAGCCGGGACGACUCGUCCGCGUGUGCGCGAGAGACCCGAAGCGCACGGAGUGGGGGGUCGUCGUGAAGCACGAGCGCGACGGCGGCGAGUACGUCGUCGACGUCCUCUGCGUCGUCGAGGAAGAGGAUCGCUCUGUUGCGUCGGAGUCGCGACGAGACGACGAGAUGGGAAGCGCCGCAGGAGCGAAGAGACGAGUCGUGCCACUGCGCGUGUCGCAGAUCGACCGCCUGUCGAGCGUCAGGGUGUACCUCCCGAAGGACAUGCGACCGAGCGACGCGCGCGCGAGGGUGCAAAAGAGCGUCGUCGAGAUGUUCAAGCGGGACGCGUUUAAAGACGGCGUUCCUUUUCUCGACCCGGAGAGCGACAUGAAGAUCACGCACGAGUCGUUCAAGAAGCUGACGCGGCGGAUCACCGCGCUGGAGGGAAUGCUGAGCGCGCACGCGCUGCGCGACGACCCGGACUUGACCGAAAAGGUGGCGUCGCACGCGAAGCGACGCGACCUGUCGUUGCGGCACAAGAUCGCGAAGAAGGAGGCGAAAGCCGCGGCGGGCCUGUGCUUCCGCGACGAGCUCAAGCAGCGCUUACGCGUGCUGAAACGCCUCGGGCACGUCGACGACGACGGCGUCGUCCUCACGAAAGGCCGCGUCGCGUGCGAGAUGACCACCGCGGACGCUCUGGUGACGACCGAACUCGUCUUCGACGGCGCGUUCAAAGAGCUCCCCGCGGAGCUCUGCUGCGCCGCGAUCAGCGCGCUCGUCUGGCGCGAGGCUGGGCCGGAUAUCCAGGAAAUCAAGCUCUCGCCCGCGUGCAAGGACGCGCACGCGAGGAUACGAGAGGUGGCGCGCGCGGUCGGGAGGCACGUCGCGGAGUGCAAGCUUGAGAUGGACGUCGCCGCGUACGCGGAUUCGUUCCGGCCGGAUCUGAUGGAUCUGACGCGCGCGUGGAGCACGGGGACGUCGUUCGUGGACCUGAUGAAGAUGACGAGCUUGCACGAGGGGAGCGUGGUGCGCGCGAUUCGGAGGAUGGAGGAGGUGAUGCGGCAGCUGGCGACGGCGUGUCAGAACGUCGGAGACGCGGAGCUGCGAGAAAAGUUUGAGAGCUGCCGCGAGAUGGUGAAGCGCGACAUCGUGUUUUGCCCCAGUUUAUUUUUAUAG
This is a messenger RNA of Micromonas pusilla CCMP1545, 2940 nucleotides long. RefSeq lists its product as uncharacterized. Gene Ontology annotation, molecular function: RNA helicase activity; ATP binding; RNA binding. Gene Ontology annotation, biological process: RNA catabolic process; maturation of 5.8S rRNA. The record is from RefSeq and is a predicted model, not a curated record. The coding region runs from base 1 to 2940 and encodes 979 amino acids. The transcript is spliced from 7 exons. Gene Ontology annotation, cellular component: nucleus. NCBI's taxonomy places the organism in Eukaryota, Viridiplantae, Chlorophyta, Mamiellophyceae, Mamiellales, Mamiellaceae.